AUGGCUUCAACUCUCAACGGCGCUUCGGAGAGCCCUCCGAAUGGCGCCACCAAUGGAGCCGUAGCCGGUGCUCCCAAGAGCAAGCGCUUCUCCGACAUUCCUUCCACAAUUGACAUCCCGGUCCAGGAUCAAGACGAUGAGGCUGUGGAAAUCGACCUUGAGGAGCUCGCCGAUGAUCCCACAGAGCUCUGCACUCUCUUUGAGAUGGAGCAUGCUGCCCGCACAUACUGGAUGACGGUCGCGCUGGCGUACGCGAAGCAGAAGAAGAUUGAUUUUGCCAUCGAGAUGCUCAUUCGCGGCGCCAAUGCUAUGCAGGCCAACCAACGCGAGAAGCUGAGCAUCAUCACCUGUCUGUGCUGGAUGUAUCUGUGGAAGAGCAGAGAGGCUCCGAGAGUGGCCCCCGAGGGCUCGCUGGUUUCUGAGGCAAAAACAAAGGAAUACUACCUGCAGCAGGCUACACAGAGUCUGAACGAGGCUUCGCGCAUCAAUCCCGCCUUCCCUCCGCUGUUCUUGGCCCGCGGCGUCCUGAUCCUCUUGAGGGCCUCUCUCCAGCCACCCUCGAAAGCUCCCGGGGCGGUUGACGCACACAAGUCAGAGCAGCUGCGCAACGCGCUCAAGUCGUUUGAAGAAGCCAUUCGAGUAUCCCAGGGGAAGAAUAUGCUGGCGGUGAUGGGCAAGGCGCGCGCCCUGUUUUCCCUUGGCAGGUAUGCAGAGUCACUGGCUGCUUACCAACAAGUUCUGUCCAAGAUGCCGGACCUUGUGGACCCGGAUCCGCGGAUCGGCAUUGGUUGCUGCUUCUGGCAGCUCGGUUACAAGGACGACGCCAAGAUUGCGUGGGAGCGAUGUCUCGAGAUCACCCCCGAGUCGAAAUACGCAAACAUCCUGCUUGGCCUCUACUAUUUGGACGCCAGCGGCCACGUUCCAACUCACAGCCCAGAAUUUAUCCGAUUAUACAAGAAGGCCAUGACCGAAUACACCCAAAAGUCGUUCAAACUCGACAAGAACCACCCGCUGACAUGCGCGACGUUUGCCGGCUAUUUUCUCUCCCGGAAGCAAUUCUCGAACGUUGAAGCUCUGGCCCACAAGGCGAUUCAGUACACAGACGUCAAUGCCAUUGCGAGCGAUGGCUGGUACCUUCUCGCCCGGAAAGAGCACUACGCUGGCGAACUGGAGCGCGCCACCGACUACUACCGGCGCGCCGACGAUGCCAGGGGAGGUGCCGAGCGCGGCUAUUUGCCCGCAAAAUUUGGCGUAGCUCAGCUAUCCGUGAUGAGGAAUGAUCUCGGAGAGGCCAAGCUUCGGCUCGAGAAGAUGAUCCAGCAGUCCAAGAACUACGAAGCCAUGAUUCUGCUUGGCACUCUGUACGCCGAAGAGGUGUUUGCCAAUCAGACGGCCGCCGUCAAGGAAGACAAAUCUACCGAGGCUAAGACUGCCAUCGGGCUCCUAGAGGGCGUCCGUGCCGCUUGGAAAGAUCCCAAGAAGAACCUGGCCCCGGAUGCGGCCGUUCUGCUUAACCUUGCGCGUCUGUACGAGAAUGAGAACCCGGAGAAGGCGCUGCAAUGUCUUCAGCAAGUUGAGCAACUGGAGAUCGAGCAAAUUCCUCAAUCCGAGUAUCCCGCCGACACGGAAGACGAGGCGGCGAUCCGCUCCGCCAUCCGCAAACUCCUGCCACCACAACUCCUUAAUAAUAUCGCUUGCUUCCACUCGCAGGAUGGGAAGCAUGCGCUUGCUACCGAGCUGUUUCAGGCUGCCCUCGACUCAUGUGCGCGCAUCAGCCAGAGCGAGAGUGAUGUGGACACCGAUGCGCUUCUUACGACGAUCUCGUUCAAUCUUGGUCGGAGUUACGAGUACGAAGGCGCCGUUGACAAGGCUGUUGAAACGUACGAGCGCUUGUUGAGCCGCCACAGCGACUACACCGACGCGCGGACAAGACUGGCUUAUAUCACGCUGCGGAAGAACCCUAGCAAAGAAGGGCCGGAUGCGGUGGCCAAGCUCUACCAAGAGAAUCCCUCUGACCUUGAAGUCCGUGCCCUUUACGGGUGGUUCCUAGGCAAGGUGAAUUCCAAGAAGAGGCCGGCGAACAUCGCCGAAGACCCCGAGCAGCGGCACUACAAGCAUACGCUGCAGAACUAUGACAAGCACGAUCGCUAUGCCCUCGUCGGCAUGGGAAACCUGCACCUGAUGUCGGCUCGUGAGAUGCGUCGCGAGACAGAGCAAGACAAGCAGAAGCGGAGUGCCGCGUACAAUCGUGCCGUGGAGUUCUUCGACAAGGCGCUCCAACUCGACCCAAAGAACGCCUACGCGGCUCAAGGUAUUGCCAUUGCACUGGUGGAGGACAAGAAAGACUACAAGAAUGCCUUGCAAAUCUUCAUCAAGGUCCGCGAAACCAUCAAUGACGCCCAUGUGUACGUCAACCUAGGCCACAUCUACGCCGAGCUUCGACAGUUCACCAAGGCUAUCGAGAGUUACGAGAUUGCUUUAUCCAAGGAGGGCAAAGCGAAUGAUGCCGGCAUCCUCUCCUGCCUCGGGCGCACCUGGCUCAACAAGGGCCGCGCUGAGCGCAACCUUGACGCCCAUAAGAUGGCGCUAGAAUACGCCGAAAAGGCACUCGCCGUAGCUCCCGAACAAGUACACUUCAAAUUCAACGUCGCGUUCGUGCAAAUCCAGCUCGCCACAACGAUAAAUUCGUUGCGCGACAGCGAACGCACCUCCUUCCAGCUCGAGCAGGCCGCCGAGGGCCUCGAAGCCGCCAUCAAGGCCCUCGACGAAAUUGCCGCCUCUCCCUCCCCGCCUUACCCUAAACACGACAUCGAGCAGCGCGCCAACAUGGCACGCAACACGCAGCGGAAGCAGCUCGAGCGGGCGCUGGCGAGCCAGCGUGAGUACGAGGCGCGCAACAAGGAGAAGCUUGCGGCGGCGCUGGAACAGCGCCAGGCCGCACUGCGGAAGCGCGAGGAGGAGAGGCGUGCCGCUGAGGAGGCCGAGCGCGAGCGCCAGGAGAAGAUCCGCCGCGAGCGCGAGGAGAUUGCCGCGCGCGAUCGUGCCCUGGCCGAGCAGCGCGCCGAGGAGGAGCGGCAGCGCAUGGAGGCCGAGAUGACGACUGAUAGCGAGACGGGCGAGAAGGUCAAGCGCAAGAAACGCGCCGCCGGGCGGAAGGAUCGGGAACGCUCGGGCGAGCCUGACAAGGAACGAGGCGGCAAGUCCAGGGCCAGAAGGAGGAAGAAGAAGGGCGCCGAUACGGAUGCUGACGAGGAUGAGUCCGCCGCCGAUGGCGAGGGCCGCCGCCGCCCGCCCAAAAAGAGGCGGCGCUUGUCGGACAGGAAGAAGGAACCUGCCGGCAAGUACAAGUCGGCCGAGAUUGUGGUCGAUAGCAGCGAGAGUGACGAAGGGGGAGGUGAGGACGAGCUCGAGCGCGCUGAGAGGGCCAUUGAGAGGAGAGAGGGGGCGUCGGGGACCCAGACGCCCGCCUCUGGAGAUGACGAGGAAGGGGGCAGUGGUAACGAGCGCGAGGCGCGCAGGCGGGAGAAGAGACUUCGUCAGCGGAGACGGGAGAGGCAAGAGGAAUCUGAUGAGGAUCUUGAUGAUAAUGCGGCUGGUGCUGCUGACAGGAUGGAUGUCGAUGAGGGUGGCGACCGGGAUCAGGGCGGUGGUGGUGGCCAAGGUGGAGAUGACGAGGAAGAUGAAGAGGAGACUGUUGCGCGCCGCCCGCAGGCGAAGAGGUCGCGCCGCGGCAGGAUUGUGGACGAAAGCGAUGAGGAGGAGGAAGAGGCGCCGGAGCCGGAGACAGAGCCGGCUGGUGAUGCGCCUACGCCUGCGGCCGCGGCGGAUACCAGCAUGGCUGAUGCGGAUGAGGUGGAGGAGGAGUGA
Molecule: messenger RNA, 3867 nt
Organism: Canariomyces notabilis
Lineage: Eukaryota; Fungi; Ascomycota; Sordariomycetes; Sordariales; Chaetomiaceae
Product: TPR-like protein
Exons: 2
Coding region: 1-3867 (1288 amino acids)
Biological process (GO): transcription elongation by RNA polymerase II; regulation of DNA-templated transcription
Cellular component (GO): Cdc73/Paf1 complex
Molecular function (GO): RNA polymerase II complex binding
Source: RefSeq, a predicted model, not a curated record